AGCACAAGACUCGGGGCACUCCACGCGUUUUUCACGACGUGUGCAUUACGAGUCUGAGGGAACCGGCGGUCGAUCAGGUUUUCCCUGGAGAACGAGUCCUCGGCAUCCGUUGGUACCAGGCACCGUGUACUAAACGCGACGUAAUGGCGCUUUCCGGCUCAUCGAUCGUGAUCGUUUUCAUCGGCGUGGCCGCUUACGCGGCGGCCGGACCCGUUCAGACCGCACCAAACACGUUGCAACAGAACGACUAUGGGGGAUUGCCGGAUUUCUUGGCAAGAUGGGACGAUCGAAGGAUGAACCAAGGUACGAAGCGAAAUUUGGAUCAGAUUGGCGGCGGACAUCUCGUGAGGGAUACUGACAAGCAAUUUAGGAGUUUAUCAAACGAAGAAGAGAGUCGCUUAAUUCAAUAUUUAAAUUCCACCAGUGACAAGCAAAUACUGGACGCAAUCCGUCGAGAGGAAUAUGCCGAUCGAUUUCGCAAUGGAAAUCUCAUUAAUUCUUUGAUCAAAUCCAUAGCAUUUGCAAAUGUAUUAAGUCGUCCAUACAGGCCCGAUUUAAAUGUCGGUCAAGCAAAUGACCAAUUAUUUAUGGAAAAAUUUAUUAAUCGCGAUAUUCAAAACAAUGUACUAGAAGGUGAUAGACGAAUCGUUAAAAAUCUAGAUCAGAUUGGCGGCGGGCAUCUUGUAAGAAAUCUGGACCAGAUCGGUGGCGGGCAUCUCGUAAGAAAUCUAGAUCAGAUCGGUGGCGGACAUCUCGUAAGAAAUCUAGAUCAGAUCGGUGGCGGACAUCUUGUAAGAAAUCUAGAUCAGAUCGGUGGCGGGCAUCUUGUGAGAAAUCUAGAUCAGAUCGGUGGCGGGCAUCUGGUGAGAAAUCUAGAUCAGAUCGGUGGCGGAAAUCUGGUUAGAAGCGUUAAUUAUCUGAAUGCAGAAACGAAACGGCGUGUUGAUGAGUCCGGUAUCUCGGAGAGGCAACACUUUAUGCGAAAUUUGGAUCAGAUCGGAGGUGGAAAUCUCUUGAGAAACUUGGAUCAGAUUGGAGGCGGAAAUCUUGUGCGGAACUUAGAUCAGAUCGGCGGUGGAAAUCUCCUGAGAAGCUUAAAUUGAUUUUACAGCGAUGCCUGAUCAUAGUGGAUCAGUACAGAAUAAGGAAAGGGAUGUAGAACGGCUUAGAACUGAUUGUAGAAAGCUUUUAUAUUGAUUUUUAAUCUUGCAACAGAUAUGGUACUUUUUGAGUUAUAAUUACCUAAUAUAUUAUGCAUGUAAGAAAUCAGAAUUAAACAAUUGUAUUUAAUAAAUAUACAACCAGGA
Molecule: messenger RNA, 1307 nt
Organism: Vollenhovia emeryi
Lineage: Eukaryota; Metazoa; Arthropoda; Insecta; Hymenoptera; Formicidae
Exons: 4
Coding region: 144-1103 (319 amino acids)
Source: RefSeq, a predicted model, not a curated record